Molecule: messenger RNA, 1980 nt
Organism: Chlorella variabilis
Lineage: Eukaryota; Viridiplantae; Chlorophyta; Trebouxiophyceae; Chlorellales; Chlorellaceae
Exons: 4
Coding region: 1-1980 (659 amino acids)
Source: RefSeq, a predicted model, not a curated record
AUGCAAGCCGCACCAAACGACGCUCAACAGAUAUCCCGCCCUCGAGUGCACUCGGAUUCCGACUUUGCCCUUGAACGCAUGCUGGCCGCCGCAGCGCCGGACCAGGCCGACUGGCUGACUGCAGAGCCAAGCUCUGGUGCCCAGCAGGCCGCCCCGGACAGGUCCCAGCAGCAGCAGCAGCAGCGGCAGGUGGCGAGCCCCGUCAGCGCUGCCCAGCACCAGCAGAAGGCGCCGGGCAUGGAUGCCGCCACUGCUUGGAUGGAUGGUGAGCUGGGCAAGCAGCAGGACGAUGCAGAGUCCUGGCUCUGCACAGUCCCAAGCCAGCAGGCAGCAUGCAGGCGGCGCCGCGCCAGCAGCGACGGCGCCGUGUUGCCCCUCCCGCACGUGCGCACCGCCCCGGCGGCCAAGCCCCGCGCCACCACCACCACCGGCGGGCUGAGUCGCCGCACCACCAGGCAGCUGGGCCACGUCGCCACGGCUGGCGCUUCGCCCAGCAGCAGGGCGGCCUCUGCCAGGCCUGCCACCGCUUUCAGCCUGGGCCCGCAGAAGCCGGCCCAGCCGCAGCGCAGGCAGCAAGCGGGGAGCGCCCCUGCGGCCGCAGCAGCCGCACUCGCGCUCAACAGGGCCUCCGCCGCCGUCCGCAGGAGCAGCCCGCUCAAGGGCCCCGCGCCUCCCGCCCAGCACCAGCAGACACCCUCACAGCCGCCACCGCAGCAGCAGCAGCAGCAGCAGCAAGUGCAGCAGCAGGCGCAGGAUGCCCCGCCCUGCCCCAUCCCAAUUGCCGGCUCCCACCAGAUGUCCCCUGCCGCCAAGGUGUCCAGCUGGCUGCACUCAGGUCAUCUGAGCGUGAAGCCCUCCUCUGCCUCUGGCGCUGCCUCGCCCGCUCCUGGCACCCCCACCUGGCGCAUCCCCGCUGCGCCAGGCGCCUCCACACCUGCCGCCGCCAGCGGCAUCAGCAGGCGCCACAGCGCCCAGUCCCUGCCUGCCGCUGCCUCGAUGCCGGCUGCGGCGCCGGCCACGGCUGUCGGCAGCAGGAUCCCCAGGCUGGUGCCUGCGGUCGCCCCUGCUGGGCCUGCUGUGCCUGCCGCGGCGCCGCCUGCCGCCUCCUUCCGUGCCCAGCAGUCUGAGACCGCCCUCAAGCAGCUGGCCCAGCGGGCCCUGGCUGCCAGCAGCGGCAGCCCUCCUGCCCCACGCCCGCUGCACGCCCGCCGCCCCAGCUCGCUGCGCGGCGGCGCCGCCGCGGGCAGCCAGCCAGCCACGCCGUGCAAGCACCCCAUGCACUCGGCGCCCGCAAGCACCGGCUCUUUCGCCUCUGCCUCAGGCUCGCAUGCCAGCGACCGCCACGCGGGCAGCAGCCCCAGCACCCCGCCCUCCCGCCACCGCCUGUCGAGCAGCUCCUCGCCGCUGGGCAGCACCGGCAGCGCCUCAAGCGGCGGCUCCGCCGGCUGCGCCACCGACCCGCCCUGCCCGCUGCACCAGGCCCGCGCCGCGGCGGCCAGCCAGCUGCAGGCGGCGCAGGCGGGGGCGCGCGCCGCGGCCGAGCGGUGCGCGCUGCUGUGCCGGGCCAGCCCCCGGGCCUGGGAGGCGGCGCAGGCGGCGGCAGCCGCCGCGCCCGCGGGCGCUGCGCAGCUGUUGGAUCAGCAGCUGGAGCAGCUGGACCGGCUGAGCCGCUGCCUGUCCGAGGCAUCCAGCCAGGUGGCUGAGAUACAGAUCCUUCACACCCUGGAUACCUCUCGCCGCCCCAGCUCCGGCGGUGCCGCCGCCUCCGCCUCCACCCGCCGCCGCCUGUCCCGCUCCUCCCUGCGCUCCCCGGCCAGCAGCACCGGCGCCGCGGCGCCGACUGCAGAGGGGCCCGGCGCAAGCGCCGCAGCCCUGGCCGCCGCCGUGUCGGCCACCGCGGCGCUGAUGAUUGGCAGCAGGCCCGGCUCGGCGCGCUGCCAGCUGGCAGCCGCCGUCCCAUUCGCUGAGAGCAGCCUUUAG